AUUUCCAUAGCAACACGCGGGUCAAGCAGAUCGUCGCCGCGCUCUUGACUCGUCGUCGCUGGCGGCAUACCAAUCAAGAUGCAUUUUCGUCGCCUCCUUGAGUCAGUUCUCUUACUCGCUGCACUCGCUGCUACAGCUCUUGCUCAACCUACAGUAUUAGAAGUCCUCCAUAGUAUUGACGACCAGCCAUUUACACCUCGAGGCAGCCUCGUGUAUGAUCCCACCUCCCCCAAACGGACUGCAAAUAAAUACGAAUCAGAGGUACCAAUUCCUGAUUUCUUGAAGGGAAGAGACACGUCGGAUAGAUCGCUAUUGUAUCGGGUUCGAGUGAAGGGUAACAAUGGUGUAGAUCUCAGUGCAGCAGUUCCAGUGUGCUUGUUGCAAGCGUCGGAAUAUCGAGAGCAGCUUACCCUACAUUUGGACUCAAAUGGGGGCCCAUGGCACAUGGACUAUCUUGUAGACGCAACAGACUGCGACACGAGUAGAAAGUUGGGUCGGUCCCCCAGAACACAAGUGCUGCUCGAGAGAGCGGUAGAUGGACCGAGGCCAAAACUCGACCAGAUAGUUGAAUCUACGCCGGAUGGCAAACCAGCCAAGGAACAAUCAUUUUUGGCCAAAUACUGGUACUAUAUUGUCCCCAUUAUGAUCAUCCUCAUGAUGGGAGGCGGAGGAGAAGAACCACCACAGGGCGGGGCACCGGCACGACGUUGAGGCAAUAUGAUUAAUACGCUUUCUUUGAGCGAUGACUUAUUGCAAAUCAGAACGAUCAUCAGGUCACAAUGGCUUAUCGAAAGCAAUGAUGAUGACAGGCCCACAAAUAUGCGAAAAUAUACAGGAAUGAUAUUUGAUCAAAGAAAUAAAUUGAUUAAACAAAAUGAUAUCGAAAUUUCAGUUGCCCG
Molecule: messenger RNA, 899 nt
Organism: Spizellomyces punctatus DAOM BR117
Lineage: Eukaryota; Fungi; Chytridiomycota; Chytridiomycetes; Spizellomycetales; Spizellomycetaceae
Exons: 7
Coding region: 79-711 (210 amino acids)
Source: RefSeq, a predicted model, not a curated record